GAAGAAGAAAGGGAGAAGCCAAGUGGCCCUUCCCGGUGCCUAUCGUUUCCGGGGCCCUCUUUCCCCCCUCAUCGCUCGCAUCGCCUGGAAGCCUUGCUUCGGUUGAGUUCUUUCCCACCGCAGCUUUCCUCCAGAUAUAAACCCUAUCCCUCUCGUCCUCGCUUGUUGUGAAGCUCGUGAAUCCCGCGCCGAUCUCGUCGUCGGCCUCGAGGAGUAGCAGCCCCUGAUGGCGACCGCCGUGGCGUCGCAGCCGCGACACUUCACCCUCGGCGGCGAGCCGAGGGCAGCCAUCUGCGCAGCCAGCACAUCAAAGAUUUGCACCCUGGACAAAGUAUACGGAUUCAGGUUCGUAUGCAGAAGUGUUGUUGAUCUAAGGAGUCAAAAAUUCCAUUCCCAAAUUUCUAAGAGAAAGUGCUAUUUAACAAGUUCACCAUCGGAAUUUGAGAAGAUCAUUUUGAGUGCUAGAUGGUUAGAAUUUAGGAGACAGAGGAUAGCCUUUCAGAGAACUGGAAGGUGGGUUCACAGUAUUCCAUUGGCUUCUCAAGAUGAUGGCAGUGGUGUGUCUGUUAAUGGAGUACCACAAGUUGAUCCAGCAAGUCAAAUGAAGGAAAUAAGGGUGAAAUUGGAUAAAGCAUUGCAAAAUGAAGACAUAAGCACUGGCCUUGUCCAAUCAAUACAUGAUGCUGCGAGAUCUAUUGAAUUGGCUUUCCUUGAUCACAGCAAAUCAUCAAUAAACUCUUGGUUCCCAAAGAUGUGGCUUGGUGUCGAUAACAAUGCAUGGAUAAAAUCGCUGUCUUACCAGGCUGCUGUUAGCUCGUUACUGCAAGCAGUUAUCGAUGUUUCAUCAAGGGGGAACGGCAGAGAUAGAGAUAUUAAUGUAUUUGUUCAAAGGAGUUUAUCCCGCCUUCUCAGCUCUCUAGAUGGUGUUAUACAGAAUGAAUUGGCUAAAAGGGAACCUUCAUUAUAUCAGUGGUAUUCAUCUAAUCAAAAUCCAUUGGUGGUGAGGACAUUUGUGAACACUUUUGAAAAUGAUCGACGAUUUAAUUCUGCAACAGCAAUAUGCAGCGAAGGCAAGCCAAUGGAUACUAGUGAAAGUGACCUUUCUUUGCUUGUGCUUGGUCUGUUCUGUCUUGCUGCUAUUACGAAGCUAGGAUCAGCAAAAGUUUCUUGUCAGCAGUUUUUCUCCAUGGUCCCUGAUAUUAUUGGCCGAUUCCUGGAUAUGCUUCUUGAAUUUGUUCCUAUAAGUAAAGCGUAUACCUUGACGAAAGAUAUUGGUCUUCAGAGAGAAUUCUUGUGCAAUUUUGGUCCUCGUGCUGCUGUUCCUAAGUUUGCUAAUGAUCAUGGACUUGAGAUAUCAUUUUGGAUUGAUCUGGUUCAGAAACAAUUACUAAGGGCUCUUGAUCGUGAAAAGAUAUGGUCAAGACUGACAACAAGUGAAACUAUUGAGGUUUUGGAAAAGGACCUAGCGAUAUUUGGUUUUUUCAUUGCUUUAGGCAGAAGUACACAAGUAUACCUGUCUUCCAAAAGUCAUACAGAUUCAAAUGAUUCUAUCAAUAGUAUUGUAAGGUACCUUAUUGGUGGGAGCGUCCUAUAUUAUCCACAGUUGUCCUCGAUUAGUUCUUAUCAGUUGUAUGUGGAGGUUGUUUGUGAAGAGCUUGAGUGGCUUCCAUUUUACUAUGAAGAUGUGCCAACGGCAAUAGUUGAUACUCAAGGCAGAGAAGAAAUGCCUAAAAGAGAACUGAUAUCAAGGGUGCUAAAUGUCUGCACUUAUUGGAUGACUAGUUUUAUAAAGUAUAGCUCAUGGCUUGAGAACCCCUUAAAUGUAAAGGCAGCACGAUUCCUAUCUAAGGGGCAUGCCAUGUUGAGCGACUGCAUGACUGAGCUUGACAUAGCAAAAAAUAAUAUGCCUAAAGACCGAAGUUUUCAAGAAACUGGAGUAUUGGUUGAUGCGACUGAGCUAGCUUCCAUUGACAAGUCACUUGAAAGUGUCGAGGAAGCUUUGGUUAAGUUAGAAAAUUUGCUUCAAGAAUUGCAUCUUUCCAGUUCCAACUCUGGUAAGGAGGAUCUAAAGGCUGCAUGUUCUGAUCUAGAAAUGAUCAGAAGACUGAAGAAGGAAGCAGAAUUUCUUGAGGCUUCCUUUCGAGCAAAAGCAGAAUAUCUGGAGGCUGAUACUAUUAGCAGAGUGUUACCUCCUGCUGGCGAGGGAGAACACGGAAAGACGGGCAGCAUGGUUAAUGAGGUUUUAACACCACAAAAACCAGUAAAUAGGAUGGAGAACAAUCGUCGUCCGUUUUGGGACAUUUUUGGUACGACUUCAGGAAGGAAAAUUGUGCCAGCACAAGAAGCUGUGGAUCAGGAUGCUUCUGCUACCAAGGUGGAUCAAAUAGACAUGGAGUCAAAUGACAUCCGCCGCUUCGAACAGUUGAGACGUGAGUUGAUUGAGUUAGAAAGGAGAGUGCAGAAGAGUACAGAUGGUGCUAGAAAAGAGGAGUUCCAGGAAACGGAGGUUCCAGAUGAAACAAUGAGCCCUUCUGAGUCAGCAACCCCUCUGUCAGGGCCUUCUGGUUCAGUAAUCAAGAAAGAAAAUGUUAUUACAAAAUCGGUAGAGAAAGUUAAGGAGAGUACAACGAUUGUGUUGCAAGGGACACAGCUCUUAGCAAUUGACACAGGAGCUGCUAUGGGUUUACUGAAAAGAUCUCUUAUUGGGGAGGAACUAACUCAGAAGGAGAAGCAGGCUCUUCAGAGAACCCUGACAGAUUUGGCAUCUGUUGUUCCAAUAGGAAUACUCAUGCUUCUACCAGUGAGUAUUUCUUUCGGAUUUGUACCUUCUGAACAUGUUACAUGGGGGCAGACAUAUAAGCAUCGUGGUUGCCACCCGGCGCCUCCACAGUCUAGUUCAGAGGUUACUGCUGUUGGGCAUGCUGCUAUUUUGGCUUUCAUCCAGAGAUAUGUGCCUUCCAUGAUCCCAUCCACAUAUGGCCCCGAGAGGUUAGAUCUCCUCAGGCAGCUUGAGGAAGUGAAGGAAAUGAAAUUGCCUGAAGGCAGCAGUGAAGAUAUUUCUGACGCAAUAGGUUUGAGAGGUGACCAAGUGAAAUAAGCUGACCAUGUACAGACGGACACAAGUAUAUUUCUGAUUGUCUUUUCUGUAAAGAUGUUUUUGAACAAGAGGUGGGAGGGUUCGUUUCCUUAUACUCUACUCCUAGAAGACCUCUCAGUGCAUGCUGAUGGGAGUACAGCUACACAUGUUACAACCAUACGAUGCAUGGGCAUACGUUGAGGGGCUAUUCUUCCUAAAGUUAUAUGCCUUCGUAGAUCUUUGUCCAUACUUAACAGUUACAACUUACAAGAGUAUUUGGUGCCCACUCAGCAUUUAUGAUCAACGUCCAAGUUCCUUUUGCAUAAUGGCUUUGUAGAGUAGGCAUUUUGACAAGUGGAUCGAAUACCUAGCUAGAUAUUUGUGCAUCACAUGUUGUCAUGUAAGCCCAUGUAUUUAUAUUUGAGAUAAUUAGCUGUUCAUA
This is a messenger RNA of Aegilops tauschii subsp. strangulata, 3518 nucleotides long. RefSeq lists its product as uncharacterized. Gene Ontology annotation, biological process: intracellular monoatomic cation homeostasis. NCBI's taxonomy places the organism in Eukaryota, Viridiplantae, Streptophyta, Magnoliopsida, Poales, Poaceae. The record is from RefSeq and is a predicted model, not a curated record. Gene Ontology annotation, cellular component: mitochondrial inner membrane.